AUGUUGGAUAGCGACGAUGAUAGUAGUAGUGUGAGUUCGUCGUCAACUUCCCGAGCUGAUCACGUCUCCGUCUCAGGGAACGAAGAAGUGCACUUCGAUCAAGACGCUCUACUCGAUCAAGCUCUCGAUGCCUUGGAUGAGAAAAGGGGCUCCACGAGGGAGACAGCAUUGUCGGUGAUAGUUGGGGCAUUCAGUAGCAACAUGCAGGAUGAGUUUGUGGAUAAGAAAUUUGCUACUUUAUUACAUCAGUGUCUUGCUUCAAUAAAAAAGGGAUCCAAAAAGGCAUCUGCAAAGGAAAUAGCUUUGGCAUCACAGGCCAUUGGUUUGUUGUCCCUGACUGUUGGAUGUGGUGAUAAUCAAGCACGGGAAAUAUUUGAGGAAACAACUCAUACUCUAGAUGAGUUUCUCACAUCUAAAUCAGAUUUGACAAAAAAUCCUUCAUUUCAACUGAUUCUAGAAGUAUAUAUAAACUCUGGACAAGCUCUCAGUGUAAGUAGGAGUUUGGAUACUUUGGAAAGUCUUGGUGAUCAAGAGGAAACAGAGAGAUCAAUGGAUGUACUGUGGCGGGUGAUUCAUCCCAGAUUAGGUUCCAAUGUAGUUGCAGCCAAACCUUCUGCUCCAUUAAUAACUGCUGCGGUAUCUUCUUGGUCCUUUCUCUUAUCUUCAAUGCGCAAGUUGAAGCUAAAUUCUAAAAAUUGGCAAAAUUCGAUAUCUUAUUUAUCAAGUCUUUUAGACAAGGAAGACCGGUCUGUGCGAAUUGCUGCUGGCGAAGCACUGGCUUUAAUCUUUGAGAAUGGAAUUAUAGAGAAAUUUUCUGCUGAUUCUAAAGGUGCAUCUGAAAUGACUCAAGAAGAGAUUAAUCUGCGGGAAAGUAACACCCACUUACAAGGAUUGAAAAGGAAGGUUAUCAAUCAAGUCAAAAACCUUUCUGUUGAGUCUGGUGGAAAAGGUUCUGCUAAGAAAGAUCUUAACAAUCAGAGGAACUUGUUCCGAGAUAUUGUGGAGUUUUUUGAGAUCAUGGGUUCAAAUCCUGUAAACAGUCUCUCCGGUUGUAGGGCUGUGUACAUCUACCCUUCCCAAACAUCACUUUUUGGGAGUCUUGUACCCUUCCCAAACUUCACUUUUUGGGAGUCUUGUGAACUAGUUGAACUUUCUCAAGCACUUUUUAGGGGGAGGGUUCAUCAAGCAUAUGCAGGUCCUCUUAGAAUGUUCAAGUCUCCAAAUUCAGUUCAGAACAAGGCUAGGACACAAUUACUUAAUAAGCAAAGGUUGUUAUCUGAGGGCCGAAACUUGGGUCACUACGCAGCCAGUAGAGUUGACGACGAGGUGUUUUGA
Messenger RNA from Sphenostylis stenocarpa, 1335 nucleotides. The record is from the annotation of a GenBank genome assembly. Lineage: Eukaryota; Viridiplantae; Streptophyta; Magnoliopsida; Fabales; Fabaceae.